Trichoplax adhaerens is the source of this 1506-nucleotide messenger RNA. RefSeq lists its product as uncharacterized. The transcript is spliced from 5 exons. Gene Ontology annotation, molecular function: protein binding; sequence-specific DNA binding; histone H4R3 demethylase activity. Gene Ontology annotation, biological process: protein hydroxylation; negative regulation of gene expression; positive regulation of translational termination. The coding region runs from base 1 to 1506 and encodes 501 amino acids. The record is from RefSeq and is a predicted model, not a curated record. NCBI's taxonomy places the organism in Eukaryota, Metazoa, Placozoa, Uniplacotomia, Trichoplacea, Trichoplacidae. Gene Ontology annotation, cellular component: cytoplasm; nucleus.
AUGAAUGAAGGAACUGAUGGUAAUAACCUUCCGGAAGUUACCUUUAUCAGCCAGUGGCCUCCGGAUAAUGACGAAACCGAGAGCUUAACCAAGUCGCAUAAAAGGAAGAUAGCAGAUAUUGAUCAAGAACAGCCUGACAAUGACCCUUAUGAGAAACGAAAUGUAACAACGCAUGCAAAUAGUUCGCAAAAUUCAAGCUGUGACGUUGAUGACCAAGAGCACAACUUUCUCUGGGCACUUCCAAGCAUUGCACGAUGGUGGAGGAAGCAAGUUGCCAAAGAGAAGAUAAUUUAUAAAGGCGUUACUGAUUCUGCUGUCGUUGCAAACACCAAGCUUAAACGCAUAUUAAAGAGAUCCGACUGUCAGCUGUUCAUCGAGGAGACCAUCCAAAAAUUACAAGCCGUAAAGCAAAGAUAUGAAUUGAAUGCACAUUACUUUUCGGCCUUGGCAUCAUUCUUUGAUACAAGAGGGGACUAUACCGAAGCUUUAAAUCUUAUUGAAAGGUCUCUUCAGAUUGAAAGGAGAUCAGCUAAAGAUCUCUCAUUUAAGGAGUUUCUAUCUCGAUAUGCACUGCAAGCAAAGCCAGUAAUUAUUACAGAUGCUGUUUGCAAUAUGAUCUCAACACCUUGGACCUUUGAACAUAUCAAGAAUGUCGCUGGUGAUAGGAAAGCAGCGGUUAAAAGACUAAUUCCUGAUUCGGUUGAAUGGGCAAGACUUGAAAUUGCUCGUAGUAUGACGGUUAAAGAAUUCGUUAAUAAUAUGGAUAGUCCUAGCAAUUUCAAUGACGAACAGUUACUAUAUCUAUUUGACUGGAGCCUGCCCUUAAAUUGUCCUGAGUUAGCAAGCGAACUGACUAUUCCAAAGUACUUUGCAAGCGAUUUUUUGCAACGUACCCCUAAAGGAAUCCUGUAUCACGAUAGUUGGCCAAGCCUUUUCAUCGCUCCGGAAGGUGCACGUAGUGAACUGCAUAUAGAUGCUUUUGGAUCCAAUUUCUGGAUGGCAUUAUUUCAAGGUCGAAAGAGAUGGCUAAUUUUCAGAAGAGAAGAUCUACCCUUACUAUAUCCGUCAUAUUUCAAUAGUCUGGACGGUACCUUUAAUAUCGAUCUAUCGUCUAACGAUGAUAAUUUCCUUAGAGCAUUAAGCCUAUGUAAACCGAGAGAAUGCAUUUUACAACCAGGUGAACUGUUGUUUGUACCAUCAGGCUGCCCUCAUCGUGUUGAAAACUUAGAAAGAUCCAUUGCAAUUUCAGCUAACUUUGUUGACUUGUCUAACUAUCAUCGCGUCGUUGAAGAAUUGGAAUAUUCAUCAAUGAUGGACAACGAAAGCAAAGUUUUACUUUCCGUGUUAACGGAUUCAAAAUUUUCUACGCGUAUGAAUAGUCAACAGGAUAACUUAGCUUGGAAAGAUUUCAAAAAUUGGCAGUCUUUAAAAAGUAAUUACGACUUUGAUAUCACUUUGGAUAACAUUAAGAACUUCAAUUUAAGCGUAAAUGCAACUGAAAGCUAA